Wyeomyia smithii (pitcher-plant mosquito) is the source of this 6431-nucleotide messenger RNA. It is a transcript of the gene tud, whose product is annotated as maternal protein tudor. The transcript is spliced from 8 exons. The coding region runs from base 293 to 5719 and encodes 1808 amino acids. Lineage: Eukaryota; Metazoa; Arthropoda; Insecta; Diptera; Culicidae. The record is from RefSeq and is a predicted model, not a curated record.
UUGUUGCAUUCUGCGUGGAAAGAUCGUUUCGUAAAUUCCUUUGCUCUUUCGAUACGUACAGAGAUAUAGGUUAACAGAGUGAAAAAAGGUGCAGUUUUUACCGUGGCCGUGCUUUCUAGUGAUAAAAUCGUACAUCUCAGUAGCUUAUUUUCAACGAUAUUAGCACAUCAACGGUAAUUUCCAAACAAUUCCUUUGAUUAAGGAAUAUGUUUUGAGAGUUGAUUCAUAUGUCAUACGAACAAGAGGUCAUCAUUGUUGUAGUUCACGACACACCUAGACUGUGGUCGAAACGAUGAAUACCUCCGGCCGAUUCCAGUCGGCGAAAAACCUUCAGCCUGCACGGUCAUUGAGAGAUCCCGGGCACAACCGUCAUGGUUCCGGUAAUUUUGCACCAAUUUCUGAUCAAAUUAGCGCCUACCAGCAGCUACCAACUCGCUCUCAGUUAAACGGUAACGAUGCCUUGAUCGGCAAUGGAAGCAAUUUUAGAUCCCCUCCAUCGUCAAAUGGCAACAACAGCUUUGGAAUGUCGAAAAACGGCCUACGCCGACACGACGUACUGCGUUCGGCAGAUUCGAGCUUCGGUAGCAAUGUGAGUCAGGCCAGUAGUGGUAGUGGCAAGGAAAUUCAUACCAUUGUCACGUUCAGCUCAACCACAUUAACGACCUGUUCAACGCAUCAGGUGUAUGUUUCGUAUGUCGAAAAUGGACCUAAGCUAUUCACCGUGCAACUAGAAGCUUCGGAGAAAGCCCUUGCGGAAAUGAUGAACUCAUUGGAGCGGGUUCCUCUGCGCAAUCUCUCCCGCAAACCGACACUGGGAAUGGCCUGCAUUGCCCGCUUUUCGGAAGAUCAAGUACUGUACAGAGCUCUGAUAAUGAGUAUCAAUGUGGACUCCUGUCUGGUAUCGUACGUUGAUUAUGGUAACAGCGAAACAGUUGACUUUAAGAAUCUUUACGAAAUUCCCAAAGAGUUUCUAAAACAUAAAAUUUUCGCUAUGAGAUUCACACUGUCGAAUGUUAAAAAGUUAGAAAACGCUAAUGCCGAUAUUUCUGGCUUAUUUUCUUCAUUGGUAUUAGACAAAAUGCUUACAAUGAAGGUGAUGCCGCUAGAAGGUCCGGCUUUCGUUCAAUAUUGUGAGUUGUACGAUCAGAACGAAAAUAUACUAGAUAAGCUGUUUGAUAUGUGCAAGGCAAAGCCGCUCAAGUUUCCCGAACCAAUUUCAUUGGAUCGUGGAACCAGCUGUAUAAUUAUCAUCCGAUACAUUGAUUCAUGCAGAAAGUUCUUCGUACAGCCCGUAGAUAAUGUACAACAAUUCGAAGAUUUUUUGGACGAACUUGCUGAUUUUUGUCGUAAAAGUUCGGUUAUGAAUGUAUUGAACCUGCGCGAUCCUUGUGUCGCUUGUCUGAACGGCGAAGGAGACUAUCGAGCGGAAGUGAUUGAAAAGAUCGGCGAAAAGGUCAAGGUUAGGCUAGUAGACUACGGAAACAUCAUGACUGUGGAAAAAAAUCAGAUCAAACGUUUAUCACCAACGUUCGUAGAACGACCGCCGCAGGUUAUCGAAUGCUGUUUGGAUGGAUUUCAGGAUGUGAGCGAAGAUAAUCUCUCCACAACUCAGCUGGAGAUGUUAUCCGAGAAUGAAAAUGGUGAUCGCAAGCAGUUCAAGCUAUCAGUUUUGGACGUUGUGAAUGGUGUUUGCAUUGUUAAUCUGCUGGAUGAGUCUCUUUCCCCAGUGUUGAAUGUUUCAAAGCGGUUAUUGAAGUUGAAAAAUCCGGCUAAAUUUAUUAAGGAUCAACAGCAGCAGCAGCAACAACAACAACAGAAAACUGUUUCGGCUGCUAAACCUACAUUCCAGCAACCUCAGCCGGUUCAAGCUCAGCAAGCUCCCGUAAUUUCCGCUCGCAAUCCAUUCCAUUCAAAUUGGCUAGUUUCGGACAGCUCCAAUAUUUCGCAAACAUCGUCCGUACAAAUGCCUGAGUCUGAGGUGAUAGAUCUAACCAAAGAUGACAGUCAACCGCAGUAUCCAGCGCCAGCGAGCAAUAAUUUCAAUUACGCUGCCAGUCGUUCCGGACCUCCCAGCAACCGCAGCGGACGCGAUAGUCACAACUCCAGUCGGGAUGGUAACAGCAGCUUCGGUAGUACCAAAAAAGAGCGGUUUCAACGACCUGACAUUCCUCGGUUUAAUAGAGAACGAAAUUCAACACCUGCCUACAUAGAGCACGACGAUCGCUGCGAGGAUAGCAACAACUACGACUACCAGGAUAAUCGCCAUGAACGAGAGAAAGUUGUUCCCAAGGAACGUCCAAGUGAUACGGGAAGUGAAUCAGGCUUCAAUACACAAUCUGCUGAAAGACCUAGCUCAUCAAUGGAUAGCCUAAAAUCUGCAGUUAGUCAAGAUCUGCCGGACGAUAAUGUCCCAUAUACCUUUGAGCUUUCGGAGCAGAUUGUUCCAAUGAACAUGAAGGUGGCGAUUAAACUGACCUGGUGGGUAUCACCGGAGGAGUUUUAUGUUAUACUAAAAGAAGAUGACAAUAAGUACGACGAGAUGAUGAAGCAGAUUCAAAAGUUCUACAAAAAUAAAUCUCCAGUGGAUGAUGUUCCCCCAGUGGGCUCCACUGUGGUUGUCCGAUACCAAAAGCAUAACGCCUUCUACCGAGCACAAGUGCUGAAGCAUAACGAAGUGCUCGGUAAAUUUAAAGUGGAAUUGGUAGACUGCGGCAACAAAACGAUCGUCACCGGUGCCGAUUUGUGGAAGCUGAAUAAACGUUUCGCAACAUUACCGAAGAUGGCUCUGCGGUGUACGUUGACCAACAUCAAGAUGAACUGUGACGUAAAAGAACUGCAGAACAAAAUCGACAAAUAUGUGACUAACGAGCGUUCUAUCGAGUGUGUAUUUUUGGAACGAAGCGAGCAGCGGCUCAUUUGCGAUGUCGAAGCGGACGGGGUAGAUCUGAAGCUUGCGUUGCUAAAGGAUAAUUUAAUUGCUCAAAUACUCACCGACAUUGACCUCGACCGUUUGAAAGGUCAAACUCUUAAGAUAAAACUGAUUGAACUGAUGGAUCUCGAUCAGUUCCGUGUGAAAAUUGUUGGCAGCGAUGCGGUUCUGAAUUGCCGCCAUGUAGAACAUGCAGCCUACGAACAUUCCGUGGUGGCUGACGUCAGAUCGAAUUGGCUCGAUCAGUUCUGCUUUGCGCAGGUUGAAGAUGUAUCAAAUGACGAAAGAUUGAUACUAACUCUCAUGAUUCCACAAUUAUCGACUCAGAUUCUACCCACGAUCGUAGACAUGCCUAUACUGCAAAACAAAUUCAUUGCACUUGUGACAUACGUCUACGAACCGAAUUGUGUUUACGUACAGAAUGUGAAAUGGAGCACAGAAAUUGGUAAGCUGCUGGAUGAUUUGUUCGAUUACUACGAGCAACACGGUGAGGUUGUCCAGAAUCUACAGGUCAACGAACUGUGUGCGUCGAAAUCCGCUGACGGCAAUUGGUAUCGUUCGAAAAUUAUUUCGCUGCAAGAUGUGGACAAUAUCGAGGUGCUUCUGGUGGAUUACGGAAAUCGCGAAAAGGUUAAACACCAGGAUCUCAAAGUAUUGGAAGCUCCAUUCCGUGAGUACAGUGCUUUCGCACACCGUGUCUACCUACCAUUGGCCUGCCUCAACGAGGGAGACGAGGAGCAGUUGAAACAGGAAAUUGCAUUGCUCACUGGCGGCUACGAGCUUGAGCUAACUGUCCUCGAUUAUCGGAACGACAUUUGGAUCGUUGAUAUUACUUCAAAUGAUUACAGUAUUGUGAAUGUACUCAAAGACAAGCAAUUGGUAAAGGAUUUGGACCACGAAGAGAUUUUAAACCAAAAAACGGCACCGGUGUGCAACGAGAACAGUAUGGAAACGAUUCCGGAACAGGUUGAGGAGACAGAACCCGAGCCAACAUCACAGAAAGUUAAAGCGUUUAUUAGUCAUGUUGACAAUCCCAAUCAGCUGUUCGUGCAGAUGUGUUCUGAUCUAGAGGAUUUGGAUCAACUGCAGGAGAACCUGCAAAUUAUCGCCCAAGCUUUACCGCCGCUGAAGGAUUUCUCCGUCAAUCGACACUGUAUUGCUCCGUACUCUGCUGAUGACCUUUGGUAUCGUGCUCGUAUUAUCGACAGCCAUGACGAUUUGAUUAUCCAAUUUAUUGACUACGGCAACAGUGAUGUGAUCACUAGUAAUAAGAAAAAUGACCUGAAAGAUGUUAACGAGAGUUUGAUGAAAUUUAAGAUUUACGCUAAACAAUGCUCUUUGCUUGCGAUACCAACGGGAGGUAAGAAGAGCUGGAACGAGGAAGCAACUAUGUUGCUGCGAGAGCUGGAUGAGGUGGAGAUACAAUAUCUGAUCGAAGCACAAGGUGUGAAUUACAUUACGUUGAAAAGUGGAAACAGAGAUCUGACAGAGGAGUUAAUUUCGAAGCAACUGGCGGGCAAGAUGGAGUUCGUGCCAUCUGGUCAACGUUGUUUUACCAGUCAUAUUGAGUCGAUUCGGGAGUUUUAUCUUCAACUCGAACGUGAUAUUAAUCCGUUGGAUGUGAUGUCAGAUUACAUGGCACGAUUCGAAGAGUUUGCUCUAGUGGCUAAUCCUCUGAUUGGAUCUGUUUACGUUGCGGAAUUCCCCGAUGAUGGUCUUUGGUAUCGCGCUCGUAUCCUGCAGGUUAAAGAGGACAAGCAGUUUGAGGUCUUUUUCCUUGAUUAUGGUAAUACCUUGCUGGUGCGAAAUGUGCGCGAAUUAGAAUCUGGGGUAGCUGAACUACCAUCUCUCUGUACAAAAUGUACCCUCAAACUACCAGAUGGUGUCAAGGCGUGGUCUGAGGAAGCUGAAACAAAGUUCAGGGACAUUGCUGCAAUGGGUGAAACGGUGUUCACGGUCCAACUUAAUAAUCCUGGCACGGUAGCCACCGUUGAACUUUUCCUAGAAGAGGUUAACAUCAACGAGCAGUUGAUGGAUUUGUGUGAGAAAGGAUCCGCCAACGUGAUGAACUCCAGUUUCUAUCUUAGCGAAGAUAAAACAAUAGAUGACAGUUAUCCUCUGGAAGGAUAUGUGUUCGUGAGUCACGUCAAUUCUCCUGCAGACUUCUACAUACAAUUUCGCAACACGUUCGAUGCACUGAAAAACAUGGAAGAAUUACUGGCGAGUAAAGCAGCUCAAUGCGAGCGCCUGACACAUGACGAAAUUUACGAAGGCAUGUACUGUUUGGCUUAUUUAGUUUCAUACAAUAAGUAUUACCGCGCCCAGAUAAUCUCUGCCGCGAAUCGACAGUACAAGGUUCAAUUGAUAGAUUACGGUUUCACGUCGUUUGCUACCGAUCUCCGAAAAAUGCCUUCCGGUAUAGAGCAAAUUUCGCUACUAGCCAAAAAAUGCUGCCUGGAAACGUAUUCCCCCAACGAAGAAAACGUCCUAGAAGUGGUCCAGAAACGGUUCCUUUCGCUCACCGACGCUGGACGUGCUAAAUUUUCCUUCGAGAUUGUUAGCAACGAGGGAGAGCCGAACAUUGUACGGCUUUUCACCGAAGAUGGAAAAAAUGUCGAAGAUCUGCUAGAGUGUGUUGACACUAGGUUCACUGACAGUGCUAACAACAAUCACAGCAAGGCCACGGUAGCUGUUGCUCCUCCGCCACCAACUCCAGCCGAUCUGGUAAAACCGGCUCGCUCAAGGACGAAGCAGGCAUUCUACCGAGCGAAAAGUGACCUCGAAAUUUAGAAACAGUAUAGUUUCGAAGUAUACUGUGCUAUGCUUAGCAAAUAAGCUGCGAAUCGAGAGAAAACAAACACCAAAAUCGAAACUGUUGUUACUUUUUAGUUAUAACUGAACUGAAACUAAUAUUUAAAUGUUCACUCUAGUUUGUAAAUGAAGCGAAACAUUAACUUACGAAUCUGUAGAAUCAUUUCGAUUCACCUCAUUUGCCAUGAGCAGAGCUGCUAUCUUCGCGGGUUUUUAUUUUCGCAAUUUUUGUUUUGUUUUAUAAUGUUAUUUUUUAGGCUUGUCCACUUAUUCAAUAACACAAGCAAAAAACACUUUCAUGCAGGACUAUUACUCAUGUACAUCACAGGUUCAUUCAUUUGCACCCUGAUAAGCGAACUGAUCUUAUGAUUACUACAUAUAUAUUGAUAUUAGACUCAACAAUAAUUGAUAGAAUAGAUAAUUCUUCCGGUAUAUUUAUGAGAGGAAAAUAAUAAAUCAUUCGUCGAAUAAACCAACUUAAUACGAAUCGAAAACAGUUAUGAGCUAAGGAUUUUUUUUUGUGCAAUAGCACUGAGUACGCAAAGAAAUAACUCACGCGGUAUGCAAAGCAAGGCCUUAAACAGAAUCAUAUUUAUUAUAUUUGAAACAAUAAUUGUUAUAACACAAGAGAUGGACCUAUUUUAUGGUGAAAUUAGAAGUAGAAGCAAUAAAUAAAACUUUCAUAUGCAAA